Molecule: messenger RNA, 1116 nt
Organism: Penicillium cosmopolitanum
Lineage: Eukaryota; Fungi; Ascomycota; Eurotiomycetes; Eurotiales; Aspergillaceae
Product: Spg1/Tem1 GTP-binding protein
Exons: 3
Coding region: 1-1116 (371 amino acids)
Biological process (GO): regulation of exit from mitosis
Cellular component (GO): spindle pole body
Molecular function (GO): GTPase activity; GTP binding
Source: RefSeq, a predicted model, not a curated record
AUGGACCCGCUACAGCAGCCAGUCCCGGAGGCUCCUGCGGUCGAAGAGCCGCAGCAGCUCCCGGUUGAAGAGUCAGCACAAGAACCAGCAUCAGCGCCAGUCUCCGACUUCCAACCUCAACCUGUUGCUCAGCCUGAACAAAUUGAACAAAUCGAACAAAUUGAACAAGAACAACAACAACCUUUGGAAUCACAUGAACCACCCGUCGAGCAGCCGGCUGCCGUCAGCGUCAAUGUUGAGGAGCCAGUCGCAGAGCGUCCCGCCAGCCGCCCGGCCAUUGAUCACGGCUAUAACAGCGAUUCCAAAGCCCACUAUCAUUCCCGAUCGACCGAUUUCCACAAUGCCGCUCCUGAAUACCACCCCCAAGAUCCCGAACAUGCUUCUCGCCUCAACUCCUCGCCUUCAUUGAACCAGCAGCCUCAACUUCACUCUGCCUCGAGACCCGGCUCUGGUGUUUCUAGUGGCACAGAACGCCCCGGUUUCUCGCAGCCGCAGCCCUCGGAUGCUGCUCAGCGACAGCCAAGUCAGUCUUCGAAGAACAGUGUUGUUAUCAAGGUGGGUAUGGUAGGAGAUGCCCAGAUCGGUAAGACCAGUCUCAUGGUCAAGUAUGUGGAGGGCAGCUGGGACGAAGAUUAUAUUCAGACUCUCGGUGUGAAUUUCAUGGAAAAGACGAUUUCAAUCCGGAAUACCGAGAUCACCUUCUCUAUUUGGGAUCUUGGCGGUCAACGCGAAUUCGUCAACAUGUUGCCGCUGGUCUGCAAUGACGCCGUUGCUAUUCUAUUUAUGUUCGACUUGACCCGCAAGAGCACGUUGAACUCCAUUAAGGAAUGGUAUCGCCAAGGCCGGGGAUUUAACAAGACCGCCAUCCCUUUCUUGGUCGGUACGAAGUAUGACCAUUUCGUGAACUUUCCUCGUGAGGACCAGGAGGAGAUCUCCCUCCAGGCGAAACGUUUUGCAAAAGCGAUGAAGGCAAGCUUGAUCUUCAGCAGUACCAGUCAUAGCAUCAAUGUUCAAAAGAUCUUCAAGAUUGUCCUGGCGAAGGCAUUCGAUCUCAAAUGCACCAUCCCCGAAAUCGAAAAUGUUGGUGAGCCGCUACUCCUGUAUAAGAAUGUUUAA